CCCGGACACGCAGCAGGGCCACAGGCAGGCACGGCCUCCCAGCGAAGAGCCUUCCCGCCGCCGAGCGAGGUACCUGGGCAGCAUUACAGAGAGAGGGACAGCAUCUUUGAAGAGGUUUCACUGUUGGAAUGCCUCAGAUUAAUACAGCUACAGUUCUGCAGAUUUGUGUGCUGCUAUCUGCACUUCCUGUACAGUAUUUCAUAUCCCAGUGGUAUGGAACGGACUCUGCUCAGCGCCUCCAGGUGACACAAAGGAUAAUUGGCUAUUGGAACAGCUUUAUAAAGUCCUACUUGAGUCUGGAUGCAUGGACAGAUCAUCUAAAGCUGUGGAUAUCAAAGACAAGGAACUGGUACUAUGGAGAAAAGAGAACUCUAGGUGUUGAAGACGAAGAAGAAAUCCAUGCUUAUUUUGCAGAAUCAACUCACAUUCACAGUCCAAAGCCAGAAUCUGUUCAGUUUAAUGUGGGACAGGUGAUAGUACACAGAAGAUUUGGCUAUUCAGGAGUCAUUGUUGGCUGGGACGUAAAAGCUAGAGCUCCAGAAGAAUGGCUGCAGCACAAAUAUCCUCCAGAUAAACAGGGUCUAAGAGAUACUCCUCACUACCGAAUUCUUAUUAACCAAACCAACGGCUUUGGCAAGUCUACAGUUUAUAUUCCUGAGGAGGAGAUAACAAUUAUUAUGGGAUUAGAGGUAGUAUCUUUAAGCAUGAAGUCCUUUAUACGCAAUCCUGAUCUGACAACUUACUUCAGUAGAUAUGAUGGAUCUAAAUACAUUAUGCAACCAUGGUUGAGAAAAAUCUACCCCCAUGACUGAAGUAUUUAACAUUAUAUGUAAAUUGUGCAUCUGAUGUACAACUGCGCCGUACAUUCCUUUUUUAAACUGGGACAAAUGGAAACCAGGGUAAAACUGAUUUGUAAAUUGUUUCAUUAAAGAAAUAAAAUUGAACUUCUAGCAUAAAA
This is a messenger RNA of Chelonoidis abingdonii (Abingdon island giant tortoise), 958 nucleotides long. NCBI's taxonomy places the organism in Eukaryota, Metazoa, Chordata, Testudines, Testudinidae. The record is from RefSeq and is a predicted model, not a curated record.